Anarrhichthys ocellatus (wolf-eel) is the source of this 3715-nucleotide messenger RNA. It is a transcript of the gene nadka, whose product is annotated as NAD kinase a. The record is from RefSeq and is a predicted model, not a curated record. Gene Ontology annotation, molecular function: NAD+ kinase activity. Lineage: Eukaryota; Metazoa; Chordata; Actinopteri; Perciformes; Anarhichadidae. The coding region runs from base 1746 to 2885 and encodes 379 amino acids. The transcript is spliced from 10 exons. Gene Ontology annotation, biological process: NAD+ metabolic process; NADP+ biosynthetic process.
UUAUUAUUAUUAUUAUUAUUAUUAUUAUAUAUCACACUGGUCUAUAAGGUACUGUGUACUUCUCCCAAACUUGUUGUUUAUGAGAAGCUUGUAACCUCAUGAGCCCAGUCUUGCACUUAAAUGUCUUAAUAUCCUCUUGUGUAACUUCAGAGUUAGCUAAACUCCAAACAUUCCACGCCGUAUGUUACGUGUUCUUUAUCUGCUUGUUUCACUGCUCUAUAUGAAGUAUUGAAACCAAGGACGUCCUUUAUGGCAGUACUAAUGCAUCAAAUAUUGUACACUUUACAGUGAAUUCAGCAUCAUCAAGCUGUUGCAGAGCUAUGACAUUUGGAUUGCGUUGUAGCUAGCAGCAGGUGUUCAUAAUAACGUGUUAAAGUCCACGUAAUGAGUCAGCAGACUUAGGAUGGACUCGUGAUUUAUUUACCCAUCAGAGCUUUGUCAGACUGUUGGCCUCUUGACUCCCUUCGGCCACAUUAAGUUGCUCCCGGCAACUGUUUGUUUUGGGCAGCAGCAGUAAUUGAAGGAUUAGCUUCUUCAAAGCUGCGGGACGGGUUAAAAGUAGCAAAACCAGUCGAUUCCCGAGCCUCUUUGUCAGGACGCUUUGUUCCGCAUUGUUUUCACCGUGUGGGUGUGUGUUUGUGGGUGUGUGUGUGUAAUCAUGGCAAAAUGUGUUCCUGGAGACACCUACUAUAGCGUGAACUACAGGAGGGGGGGUUCUGGGUAGUUUGCUAGGUGUUGAUAUGUCUGUCUGACUUUGGGCAGAUUCUGUGACUGUGACAGUCAUGUAGCUGGGGUUAAAAUGAGGGCAGAGUUUGAGGAUGUGCUUGGGCCCCCACUUUAUAAAUAAACACUGUGCCAACAGACUGCACACAUACCGCGUUCAUUGCAUAAUAACGGAGCCUGUCGAUAAGCACUUCCUCUUCCCGCAGGUCGUCAGGCAGCGUUGUCUUUCUUGGAAAUGGGUCAUAAAAUAAAACAUUUACUUUUUCUCAAGGCAGCAAAUAAUCAGUUUAUUUCUAAUUAUUGCUACUUUAAUUUUGACGUUUUUUCCCGUUAAUUAACUGGACAUCAAGCUUUAUUUUUCUUCUUUUUUUUUUAAAUAAGUUGAAAUGUAAACCCUAACUUGAUAUAUCUUAUCCAGUAGUACAGUGUUUAUUUCAUACAUAGCACCUAUCAUCCUACGUCAUUUUAGAUCAUUUAAGUAAUUCAUUCUAUAAAUACAGAAGACUAAUUGUGGUCAUAGUACUUGUCACCACAGUGGAUAUACUAGUUUCAGGAACAGCUUUGUUGCGUGUCAGUAACUCACACCUGUCCUAUCAGGAAAGUCUUUCCCUGAACUGGGCGUGUUCAGCACAGCCGAGUGGGCUGAGCCGAGAUAAAGUCAAUUUUAAGAUGAGCUAGAGCCUUAACUCAGCAGCAGAAUGCACCAGGACGGUUUAGAGUUAAGUCCUCGCUGGGACAGAAAUAGCCCCAGUGGAUCCAUCCCGAGGGCUUGUUAGCCGAUCCUGGAGCCUUGACCACACGCGCAUGGAGAGAGACUCUCCUCGCUCGGCCUCUCAGACUGCCGCUGGCUGAUCCGCAGCUUGACCGCGAGAAGCGAACUGACGCGGUUGCUCCACGCCACUUCACUAUGUGUGGCAAUCGAGGAAGUCAUUGGAGGUAGAAUGAGCCGUUCCGUCAGCGCGGGCCACCAGGACAGCAUCCCGUUCUCCAGCUGAAACCCUUGAAGCGGCAUCCUUUGUUACAUGUGUACAGCCAUGAAGUUCAACCAGUGCGUACCGCAGGACACUCCCGGCAACCUCGACGAGAACAAAGUGUGGAAGUGGCACAUUCAAGACCCCGCCAGCCAACGGCUGACGUGGAACAAGCCACCGAAAAGUGUCCUUGUCAUCAAGAAGAUACGAGACGCCAGUCUGCUACAGCCUUUCAAAGAGCUCUGCAUAUUCCUCACCCAGGUGAAAGACUUGAUUGUUUAUGUGGAAAAUAAAGUUCUGGAGGACCCAGCCAUCUCAGACGAUGAAAACUUUGGGGCCAUUACAAAGAAAUUCUGCACUUUCAGAGACGAUCUUGAUGACAUCUCCAAUCGCAUAGACUUCAUCAUCUGUCUUGGUGGAGAUGGAACUUUGCUUUAUGCGUCUUCGCUCUUCCAGGAGAGCGUUCCACCAGUUAUGGCCUUUCACCUGGGCUCCCUGGGAUUCCUGACACCCUUCAAAUUUGACACCUACCAGUCUCAGGUCACCCAAAUUAUUGAAGGUAAUGCUGCCAUCGUCCUGCGAAGUCGCUUGAAAGUGCGGGUGCUGAAGGAGAACUGCGAGAAGAAGGCCAGAGUUGACGAAAACUGCAUCAUCCUGACUAACGGGGACAUUGAAAGCAGCCGGAAAGCCGCGCAGUAUCAGGUACUGAAUGAGGUGGUGGUGGACAGAGGACCCUCCUCAUAUCUCUCCAACGUCGACCUCUUCCUGGACGGACACCUCAUCACCACAGUGCAGGGAGACGGUGUGAUAGUAUCUACACCCACCGGUAGUACAGCGUAUGCAGUGGCAGCAGGAGCCUCCAUGAUCCAUCCCAACGUGCCAGCCAUCAUGAUCACCCCCAUCUGCCCUCACUCGCUCUCCUUCAGGCCCAUCGUGGUGCCCGCCGGUGUGGAGCUUAAGAUAAUGCUGUCACGUGACGCAAGAAACACAGCCUGGGUGUCAUUUGACGGAAGAAAGAGACAAGAGAUCUGCCACGGAGACAGUAUUACCAUCACCACUUCCUGCUUCCCUGUUCCCUCCAUCUGUUUCCGGGACCCGGUCAAUGACUGGUUCGAGAGCCUGGCCCAGUGUUUGCACUGGAAUGUGAGGAAGAAGCAGAACUACCUUAGCUCGGAGGACGAGGAGUUCUGAAGGCACGGGGGGGGGGGGUCUUCAAAGUCUCGAGGACUCCUUAGUCUUGGUUUUAGCUCGACCGUGCUCUGUGCUGUUUUGUCUUUAAUGGAUAGGUCUCACCAAACUCCAUUCAGAAUCGCCUGUCGUAAUAACGUUGCCCACAACAUUGACAAAAACCUCAAAUCACUAUUGUAAAAUUAUAUUUAAUCAUUUUAGUUUUUUCAUAGUAACAGUUUUAUUUAUUUCAUAGUUUUUAUUUCAUAUGGCCCUUUUUCAAAAGUCUGUCUUCACUCUUGGUGAGACUGGAGUUGUCACAGCCUCGUGAUCCCUCAGCCUGUCACCCAAAAUCCUCCCGACAAGCUUUACUUACAACAGCUACCAAAUUAUGACGCUAGCUCGCGUUAGCUAGAGUAGAGCUUUGAGUCUCUUCCCUAACCCGAUUGGGCCGGACCUGAUCUGCCGGGUUCGGCUGUAUUUUGUCACAAAUGUCUGUUACCCCACUGAAGACGCGCGCCCAAUCAUCGCUCUACGCUAGAGCAACAACGAUGCCAAAGUCAUUUAGAAUCAAACACCGAGCUGCAGCACUCGCACCUCUAGGUUCUCUAGUAGGUUCGGAUUAUUACUCAUCAUCAAAGUGGAAAGCCAGUGCUAACGGCAGCUGCUAGCUUAAUUUACAUAACUCUGCGGAGAGUGAAGGGAAGCUUAUCUACAGUCUAUUGGGUGAACGGUGAUGAGGCGGAGACUGGUGAAAACGCCACUCUUGAAUGACGACAUUUUUGUGUAAUUUAUAAAAAAAAAAAUGAUAGACAUAUACAAGCAACAUUUGAAAAUGGGUAUUUUGAGAUAAA